Molecule: messenger RNA, 1221 nt
Organism: Poecilia latipinna (sailfin molly)
Lineage: Eukaryota; Metazoa; Chordata; Actinopteri; Cyprinodontiformes; Poeciliidae
Product: chitin synthase 1-like
Exons: 7
Coding region: 1-1182 (393 amino acids)
Biological process (GO): chitin biosynthetic process
Cellular component (GO): cell septum; cell periphery
Molecular function (GO): chitin synthase activity
Source: RefSeq, a predicted model, not a curated record
AUGACCAAGUAUUACAGAUACUGGCAGGAAGGACAAGAUGAAAAGCAUCUUAGGAGAGAGAUCCAGAAAGAGAAGCACAACACGUAUCUCUUGGCUUUGGAUGGGGACACAGACUUCCAACCAGCGGCUGUGAUGCUGCUUAUCGAUCGUUUGAAAAUGUAUCCCCGUGUUGGUGCAGCAUGUGGCAGAAUUCACCCCACUGGAUCAGGUCCUGCUGUUUGGUUCCAGAAGUUUGAGUACGCUAUCAGUCACUGGCUGCAGAAGACAGCUGAGCAUGUCUUUGGCUGUGUACUGUGCAGCCCUGGUUGCUUCAGUCUGUUCAGAGCAGAGGCGCUAAUGGAUGAUAACGUGAUGAAGAAAUAUUCAACCAAAUCCACAGAGCCCAGUCACUACAUCCAGUAUGACCAAGGUGAGGACCGCUGGCUGUGCACUCUGCUGCUGAAACAAGGCUGGAGAGUGGAAUACAAUGCAGCAUCUGAUGCCUACACCAACGCACCAGAAAGCUUCAAGGAGCUUUAUAACCAGCGGAAACGAUGGGGGCCUUCCACAAUGGCAAACGUUGUGGAUCUGCUGGGCUCAACCAACAUUGUCUCCAAACGGAACUUAUCCAUGUCCAAACUGUUCAUGUUCUACCAGCUGUUCGGCAUGAUCUCUGCCAUUCUUGCUCCAUCCACCAUCUGCCUCAUGGUUGCAGGUAGUUUGUCCUUCAUCUUGGAAAUACCUUCUCCUGUGGCUCUGAUCAUAGCUGUGAUACCUCCUGCCGUUUACUUGGGUCUUUGCUUUAAACUCAAAGCAGACACUCAGAUCACUAUUGCAGGGAUUCUUAGUGUUGCAUAUGCAUUCCUCAUGGUGGUGGUGGCAAUAUCCAUUAUUGCCUCAAUAAUUAAGGAGAAGACCAUUCUGACACCCAGCAGCAUUUUCACCGUGGCCAUGUCAAUCAUUUACAUUGUGACCGCACUGAUGCAUCCCCAGGAACUUCCUUUAGUGUUUUAUGGCUUACUCUACAUCAUCUGCAUCCCAAGUGCCUACCUCCUGCUCACCAUCUACUCCAUGGUCAACAUGAACAGUGUCUCAUGGGGAACCAGAGAAUCAAAACCGACUCCAGGGGCUGCAGUGACAGCAGUCUCCGCCGUCCAAGCAAAAACAAAAAAAGGUAGGACAGAAAAAGGUAGUGCUACAUAAUGCUGUUUUUUCCCAGCAAAUCUAAAAGUUUUACCCUGG